AUGGCUGAGCGUUAACUAUUUGCUUCAUUUUUUAGAACUUUACUUGAUAAAAACGCAGUCAUUACUGUAGAGUUAAAGAAUGAUGUGAAGAUUAAAGGAAAAAUUACAUAUGUAGAUGGAAAUAUGAAUUUCAAUUUAGUUGAUAUUCAAGAUUAAGAAACUGUUUAACUUGCAAAUUUUAAAAACUGCUUUAUAAGAGGAUCUUCUGUUAGAUAUGUUCAUUUAGAAAAAGAAGAUAUUGACGUAGAAUUAAUAUAAGAAGCAUGUCUUAAAGAGUUUAAAGAGAAGCAAUAAUGA
Messenger RNA from Tetrahymena thermophila SB210, 297 nucleotides. Its product is annotated as U6 snRNA associated-like-Smprotein. Gene Ontology annotation, molecular function: RNA binding. Gene Ontology annotation, biological process: mRNA splicing, via spliceosome. Lineage: Eukaryota; Ciliophora; Oligohymenophorea; Hymenostomatida; Tetrahymenidae. Gene Ontology annotation, cellular component: precatalytic spliceosome; catalytic step 2 spliceosome; U4/U6 x U5 tri-snRNP complex. The record is from RefSeq and is a predicted model, not a curated record. The transcript has 3 exons.